Messenger RNA from Chara braunii, 1404 nucleotides. The record is from the annotation of a GenBank genome assembly. NCBI's taxonomy places the organism in Eukaryota, Viridiplantae, Streptophyta, Charophyceae, Charales, Characeae.
GACACACACACACACACACACACACACACACACACACACACAGAGACUGUCGUCGUCUUGCCGAUCUUGCAAACCAGUCCACGUACGCAGACUGGGUGCAUCACAUGAUUAGUCGAUCAGGAAUGUCUGUUUCAGUCGGGAACGACCGAUCGAACGGCCAGCUUAGGCGGAAAUGGAUGGAUAGAAGAACUCGGCUAGCCGUUCGAUUGAUGAUUGAAGGGGUGGGAGUCGAGUAGGGGUAGGAAGGGUAGAUAUUAAGCGUGUGCGAGAGAAAGAAGGGUCCCGGAGAAGAAGAUGAAGAAGAGAACUGCUAGGGGAUGGGAUGGGAGCAGAAAGAGGUGGCAGGGAAGGAAAGAGCAAGAAACCGGCAGGAUGACCUCCCUUCUUCUGGUCACUUUCUGUCUGUCACGGCAGACUGAGAUAUCCUGUGUGAGGGCAUACUCACAGUACUACAGUAGUACCUUCCACCACGUACCUGACUGCAAUUGCGGCCAGAUCUGGAUGAAUCUGACCGCGAUGACGUCCCGCGCUUAGUAGAAAAGAGUCCAGAUUCAAGUAUGCCCUGAUACCAGAUUGCCAAAGGGAACUGCCUGAGGAAACGGGAUAAUUGUCGACGGCUGGCGACUCACAAUCUUGAGAGAGGGGCCCGACGAACGGGAGCAGGAGGAGAAAUCGGAGGAAGAUGAAGAUGAAAAGGGAGGGAUCACUUUUCUCUCAUCGACAUGACGAUUGCUAAUCGCUCCCUCAAUCUUUCUACAUGUAGUACCUAUACUUCAACGACCAAGAAUUCGAGGGGCUACGAGGAGAAGGGAGAUAGGAGGGAACGCGGAGGAGACCGAAGAGCAGGGGUUGGAGUUAAAAAAAAGAAUAGAAUGGCCAGGAAGGAAUCGACUGGGGAGCUUCAGUUACGACGACAAAGGAAAAAGGGAAGAGAACUUAAAGUAGAUUCUGAAUAGGAGGGAAGAUUGCAAGAGCAUCUUCUACUACUGCUAGACGGAGAAGUCACGACGAGAAGGAGAGGAGAGGUGUUUGGUCUGAGAGCGCAACGUAUGUAUGACGGACAUCAUGGGCGAAAGCCAGUGUAAUGGUCGGCCAUGAUCCUGACAGUCGGGAUCCACCUUGAAGGUUCGCACAAGGGAGGGCGUUGUGGUUUGGAACAGACCUUGGACUCCUAAAUGUGCACCCAUUGGGCCACUGGAAAUCUAAAAUCUGAAGGAAUGGAAGUGUGAAGUGUGUAUUGAAUUACCCAAAAAAGUUUCUUUGGAUUGUGUAAGCCUACAUCCACGUGGGCGGCCUUGUACGCAAGAGGUUCUGAACAGGGGGAGUUGUAAGGAAGAAGAUAAUUUUCGUUGACUAAAAAAAAAAAAAAAAAAGUAAGUAAGAAGAUAAAAGUGAAUUGAUAUC